AUGAAGGAGGACAAGAGCUGGAGUAGCAGUCGAGCAUCCGACAUCGACUCACACGAUUCACUGGGCUUGAGAAGCUCCGACGGCCAUUCGUCCUUUGUCCACGAGGGCUCCGACAACUACCGCCAGCUACGAGACAUUGUCCAGCGUAUGCGAACCGCCCCGACGGGCCCGAAAGACGUCGACAGUGCGUACGAGAUCUACAGCAAACACAAGGAACGAGCUGCUGCUCUGUGCCUCGCCAUUGUUCAGGACGAGUUCAGGUCACGGAACCCGUCAUCCGUCGUCAACGACACGCUACCUCGCCGCGACUCUUCGCUCGAGUCUCCGAAUGCUGCGUUGUACGAUCAGAGGAGCUCCUUCAGCGGGCGCAGUCUCACAGAGAUUGUGUCCGGCAACAGUGUGGGCCGCAACGCCCACGCCAACGAUGCCUGGCUCAAUGCGGUCCGUGAGUGGAAAGGAUACCUGGACACGUUAGCGGAUGCGCUGCGGACGAGCCUAGAAGAGACAUACCGCAAGCACGAGCACGAGUCGACGCCCGACAUGGUGGAGGCCAUGUUCACGAACAAGAGGUUUCGCAGGGAGGCCAUCCACCGUAUGCGCAAUGCUAGCGUAACGAGGGUGAUGUCACAGGACCCUCAGUUUUUCCCCCGUUACGAGAUAAGGUUUCGCAAUUACGAAAAGGUUAGACAAGAACUGGUAGAAAUCCGUGGGCUUCUACAAUCUGGCGAGUCGGGAAUCUCGCCAGAGCGGAGGAUCGAGGAAGUCGUGAUAUCGCCCAAGGGUGAUGCGGUGCUCGAAUUCGCCAAUCUACACCCCGAGGCUGUAGACAGUGAGCCUGUGCUUCGCUUCCGGGUGUCUUCCCACAUGCUGGCUGAGACGUCGCCCAUCUUCGCUUACAUCUUCUCUGGUAAUCCCACCAACUACCCGACAUACGAUGAUGAUGAGCUUCACCCUCAUCUCCCGCCCCCAAGUACCAAAUACAUCUGCAAGGAUGGCUUUGAGGCGAGGUUAUAUCGAAUGCCUCAGCUGGAAACCAACCAGCUAUCGAGCCUCGAGAUUCUGCUGCACGCCGCACACAUGCAUAACGACAAGGUACCUCGCGACGUUAGCUUUGAGCAGUUUGUUGUCAUCGCCGAGUGCUGCGUCAAGUACAAGUGCACUUCUCCGCUCGAGAUGGUUGUCGAGCACAGAUGGUUACCUCAGUGGAUGCACAGGGGUGCGGAUGACAUGCCCGACGGCAUGCUGAUAAUCAGCUACGCUUUUGGCUUACGGCAAAUAUUCACCAGAAUGUCCAAGAGCGCGAUACUGAACCUGGUUGACGAGGCUGAUUUGCAGAGUAAGCCGUGGCCUCAGCGAAUCAGGGACAAGAUCUGGGCGGUCCGGAGCGCCAAGAUUGCUCAGGUGUACGCCUGCUGCACCGGCACCAUACAGGAGUAUAUCAGGCAGCCCUCGCGAAACCCGGUCGAUGAUGUGCAUCCGAUUACCCCUUCUGAUCUGCGCAACAACCAGUAUCAGACGACGCAGGAGAAGAAGCCGCUGUCCACCCUCAGCUCAACACCCCGGUGCCCCAAGGGCAGCCACUGGUGCGAUGCGUCCAACCUGGGUUGGCUGAUGCUGGUGUACAAUGAGAUGAACAUCUUACCCCAAAUCUUACGCCCGAAUGCGCUCUCUCACCUCACCGAGCAAGAUCAACAGGCACCAAGGAGCUUGGCGCAGAUGAUGGAGGGCCUGAGGCGGGUGCCCAGCCCCGUGUCGCCGGUUCACCAGGGCGGUGUCUGCGACCCUUGCACCACCUUUAGAGCGGCCAUCAAUGACAUAUUCAAUAGCGUCUCCGGGUUGACGCUGCAUGAUGUCAGCGGCAAGAGUCACGGGUGGGCGCUCUCCAGACACCGGGAAGCAGAACCGCAGGAGGUUUACAAAUGGGGUCUCAGUCGGAUGGCAGGCACCGACCAGGCUGCGCACGCCGUUGCAAAUGAGUUCCCGGAGAACGUGCGGCUGAAAAUCCUGAGUGAUAUUGAUGACCUGGAUGACCUCCACUCUGCAGCCAUGGUGAACCGCGUAUUCUACGAAACAUACAAGACGCAUGAGUUGUACCUGAUGCGGAACAUACUACGAGCCGGGCGGAUCAGAGCAGGGGCUCUACCACUGAAGCCAGUGGUGCCAAAGAGCAUCAGCAAUGCUGAGGAGAAGGUACCAAAGGAGAUAUCAGACGAGAUGAUGAGAGAAGAUAGCCAGGCUGAUGCGCUGGAUGCGAUGACGAUACGAACAGAUGACGACGAUGACCUGGAGUUUGAUGACGGGGAGAGCAUUAACGGCACACCCGCACCGUCGAUAUCAGAGUCCCUAUGGAGGGAGGCUCGACUGAGGCAGGCACGCUCUCGCACGGCGGGAUACCCUCCCGAAGAGAGACAUCUUCGAGGCAGACAGGGAGAGCCGCCCUAUACGGCUCCUCCCUCCGAUUCACCCCCUUCAUCUUUUGAUGACGGCAACCCCACGGGCACGCUAACGCUCGAGUCUUCCCUCGCCACCACGCCCCGGCAGGCGUCACCUGCUCCGACGAUACCAUUAUCUCCCAAGUCUGCCUCGCACGUCGUCCUGACCGAGGACGUCGACGAGCCGCCCCUGACUGACGAGGAGGCUCGCCGGAUCCUGUGGCCUGAUGACGAUCCGGCCAAGGACCCUCCGCCCGCACAGCUUGCGCCCGAGGAAGGACUUAGGGAGAAGUUCCGGUUCGGAGACAAGAGCCUGUUUGAAGGGCUGGAGGAGAAGAGCCUUGCCUUUAGAGAGGACAAGCACCUCCUGACAGGGGAGCGUGCAGUGCAGGAUCCUGCUAAUGGGAAAUGA
Molecule: messenger RNA, 2844 nt
Organism: Clonostachys byssicola
Lineage: Eukaryota; Fungi; Ascomycota; Sordariomycetes; Hypocreales; Bionectriaceae
Source: the annotation of a GenBank genome assembly